GACAUUUGCAGAAAGGACGCUGGCAGGUGAACGACUUUGUGGAGGAAAAUGGAUGUGUACGCCACCUCAACCCUCGACACAACCUUAGACCCUUAUUAUUAUUCCAGCACCUAUGAAGAUGAAGUCUGUGACAAAACAAGCCUCGUGCAGUUUGGAGCAAUCUUCACUCUGGUUUUUCUUUCCAUCGUGGUGAUCCUCAGUCUGUUCGGCAACAUCCUGAUGAUUGUGAUCCUCGCCAAGUAUGAGAAUCUCAAAUCCCUCACCAACUCCUUAAUCCUGAACCUGGCUGUGUCGGACAUCUUCUUCACCGCGGGUCUGCCCUUCUGGGCCUACUACCACAUGUACGGAUGGAAUUUAGGGGAAGCUGCGUGCAAAACAAUCAACUUUGUCUUCUACGUUGGCUUCUACAGCAGCGGCGUCCUCCUCAUCUUGAUGACUGCUCAUCGCUAUGUAGCUGUCAUGAAUCCUCUGUCUGACAUUGUGUCCACCACCGGCUUCUACAGCGUCUUAGCAUCUGUGAUCAUCUGGGCCACAAGUAUCUUAAUUUCCAGUCCGGCCUACAUCUUCACCAAAGUCAUAGACCAGAAUCACUGCGUCUAUACGAAUUCUUACUGGAGCUUAUUUGGAAUCUACCAGCAGAAUAUCGUCUUCAUGGUGAGUGCUUUGGUUUUCACUUUCUGCUAUUCUCAGAUCAUAUGCAGGCUGCUGCGUCCUACUGCCCGAAGAAGAAAGAACAAAACUUUGAAACUCAUUUUUACUCUCAUGGUGGUUUUCUUUGUGGGAUGGGCACCUUACAACAUAGUGAUAUUUCUAAGGUCAUUUUAUGUCUGGGAGCAACAGCCCCUUGACUCAAAGGAUUUGGUUGCAGUUUGUGAGACACAGAGACCACUGGACUAUGCUUUUUACGUCAGCCGGAUUUUUGCCUUUUCACACUGCUGCCUCAACCCUGUGUUUUAUGUGUUUGUGGGGGUUAAAUUCAAGAAUCACCUGAAGAAAAUGCUGAAGAGCAGGGUCCACCGCACAACUAGCAUCCCCUGUAGACAAAACCGACUGACAAUCACAUCGAUUACAAGUGGGGAAGAGUUCUCCAUCUAGUCGAUGUCGCUCUUGAUGAGAUGAUUGGACUUUCUCUCUCAGGGCUCCCACUCUUUGGAACAAGAACCAUAUG
This is a messenger RNA of Paralichthys olivaceus (Japanese flounder), 1168 nucleotides long. Its product is annotated as chemokine XC receptor 1-like. Gene Ontology annotation, cellular component: external side of plasma membrane; membrane. Gene Ontology annotation, molecular function: C-C chemokine receptor activity; C-C chemokine binding. Gene Ontology annotation, biological process: calcium-mediated signaling; cell chemotaxis; immune response. The record is from RefSeq and is a predicted model, not a curated record. NCBI's taxonomy places the organism in Eukaryota, Metazoa, Chordata, Actinopteri, Pleuronectiformes, Paralichthyidae.